CCCACGUCGUCUCCGACGUACGUGCCGACGCUCAAACCCACGUAUCGGAAGGAUCCGACGCGGGCGCCGACGUUGCUGCCCAGCCCCGAGCCGACCGUGAAGCCCACCUAUCGCAAGGACCCCACGGCGGCGCCGUCCAUCGAGCCGUCGCCGCUCCCCAGCCCGCGACCCACGUAUCGCAAGGACCCGACGGGCGCGCCGUCGUUCCUGCCGAGCCCGGAGCCGUCGGUGAAGCCCUCCGACGAGCCCUCGGCGGCGCCGAGCUACCUCCCGACGCUGAAGCCGACGCGCCGCAAGGAUCCGACCGCGGCGCCGUCGAUCCAGCCAUCGCCGCUCCCGACGCUGAAGCCGUCCCAUCACAAGGAUCCG
Molecule: messenger RNA, 369 nt
Organism: Aureococcus anophagefferens
Lineage: Eukaryota; Pelagophyceae; Pelagomonadales; Pelagomonadaceae
Exons: 1
Source: RefSeq, a predicted model, not a curated record